CCAUUUGAAAAUGUGAAAUGAAAAUACCUUUCUGUAUUGAUAUAUGUAAACGGGAGUUGACUGGAGGGAUUCCUAGAACAAAUAACCAGGGGUAUAUGCAGAUGGAAUAUUUCUAGGUAAAAGAUGGAAUUUUCUAGCAUCAAUUGAUGGAAAUCUGCGCCACCAUGUACCUUUUCGGUUCUUUUUAUCCAACAGAUUUUAAAAACACCAGUAACUGGGUGUUUGUGAUAGACAUGCGCGGACAACCUUGCCCAUCCGACUUUCCCUUCGGUAUUAUUGGAUAUUUCACGGUGAACGCUCAGUUGUGUUCGAGUGUUAACAGUACCAGACACAUGAACAUACGGACGUACUCGUUCGACUACAGACGAUUUGUUCACAAGUUGAUUCUACAUUCCAAUCAGGAGGAGGAAUCAGUGACAGUGAUGUAUGAUGAAACAGGACAAGAAUACCAGCAACACCACGAUAUGGCCUUUGCCAGCAACAUGUUCUUCCAGAUAGACAUAUCGCUGGAGAAUUGCACCGCCAAACACAUACUGAAGACCAUCGCUUCCAAGACGGAAGUGAAGUACAUCAUGCUCAUAGCCUCUUCCCAAUGUGUGGAAGACAUCUUGAAUCAGGUUUUCUUCCUAUGCAUCCAUAACUCAAGAUUCAUUUCUGUUUUCGAAAAUAAGGCAAACAUUGGGCCGAAUUUACAAAGCCUGUUUAGGAUCACCUAACCCCUUCUGUUUUCUAAGAUGAGAGCAAACAGUGAGCUACAGUGAAACCUGCACAAAUAGUAUUUUCUGUUGAAUAGCCAACUUUCGUAAUAGGCACAUUUCAAAUGUUGUGUUGUGUCCUUAACGCCAAAGAAACUAAAUUUCUGGUCUCUGGUCAGCGCACGCGUCGAUUCUGAGCCUUGCGCCUCAAUUUUUAAAAUUGUUUUUUUUUAACUUCCCGCGGUAUGACGUCAAUUUUUGCCGGGCUUUUCUUGCUAUGACGUGAAACCGCAUUUGGAGCAAAAUGCCAUCGCGCAUGAAAUUAGACGAGCAUUCUGAUUUCAAUAAAAAAUAUGCCCCUUAUUUCGGUGUCAAAUAUACUCACCUUUUCUGUGCAACCCGUGCUUACAAAAAGAAAAAGAAAAAAAGAAAAAAGAAAAAAGGAGAAAAAAAAAGAAGAAAAAAAAAAAGAAAGAAAGAAAAAAAAGAGCCGCAUCGCCGCAUCAGUUCUGGAACUUUAACCUAACCAGAGACCGACUUUGUUUUUGCCUAAUCCAAGUUUUAAGACUUUACGCGAGUUUCAUACUAUAAAGAAUAUUCAGGUGCAUUUCAAGUUUCAUGUAUUAUAAAAUACAUCUGUAUAGAUGCAUUAAAGCUGUACAUAUUUAUCAUUCAACUAACUGAAUAGAUAUGAUACCUCAUAUUACUUUUUAAAUUUUAUUUCCGAGGCUAAACAGCUGGAUAUGGUCCUGGGUCGCUAUUAUUGGAUCGUUUUAACCACAGAUUCCAAAGUGCCGCGCUGUCAUGGCUGUGCUAAAUACAGUGCUAUCUACAUCAGAGAUAACAACGCUACAACACAGGAUAGCCGCUAUCGGCCACUACUACAAAGGUUGGUCGAUUUCACCAAUGCAGCAAUUUCAGAAUUGACUUCCCAAAAAGACACCAAAGUGCUCUGUGAUUGUCAGAAGAACUGCGAAUCAUGCUUCAGAGCAAUUCGCGAUGUCGUUAAGAAGUUAUCUGGCUCACAAUCUGGGAUCUAUGUACAAGGGUACACCAGUCAACAAUAUCCGCUGUCAUUCGAUAUCGUCCGCUAUGAUUAUGACGGGAGCCUCAUGAAGGUUGGACAUUGGAAUGGUGAAACGAUAGACAAGAACUCCAGUCUCUACCCAGACAACUCGACAGCAAUAGUCCUCAGAGUGGUUUCACUUGUCGAGCCGCCAUUUGUUUUUCGAAACACUACUGGAGGGCAACUCAGUUACUAUGGUUACAGUAUAGACGCCAUACGAGAGAUCGCCAAAAGUAUCGGUUUCACAUUCACCGUAAAAGAAUGCGAUGAGAAAUUUUACGGAUACGCCGGCAGUGACGGACAAUGGAAUGGAUGUAUUGGGAACAUACUGAGAGGGGAGGCUGACAUCAUAGUGGCAGCGCUCACAGUAACGGCUGAGCGAGAAAAGGUGGUCGACUUCACUCUUCCGUACUACGACUUCGCGGGCAUCCAGAUCUUGAUGAAGAAGCCCAACCGCGACAUCAGCCUCUUCUACUUCGCCGACGUCUUCACGCCCAUAGCGUGGCUCUGUCUCGGCGUCGUCGUCGUCGUGACGAGCAUUCUGCUGCUGCUGUUUGACAGGUUUACGCCCAUGUCGGAAGAUGCCGACGAUUAUGAACGAGGUCAGUCGUUUGACCUCAAGGAAAGCAUCUGGUAUGUCGUGGGUUCGCUAACCAUGUCAGGUGGUGGAGACCCUCCUCGCAGCAUCCCGGCUCGAAUCCUCGUGGCGGGGUUCUGGUUCUUCUCCAUCGUCAUCAUGUCGACGUUCACCGCCAACCUGGCAGCUUUCCUCACCGUCUCCAGAAUGGGCGCGUCCAUCUCAAGCCUCAACGAGCUCGCCUCGCAGUCUGACGUCAGGUUCUCCGUCGUCAAGGAAACCUCCAUCAUGAACUACUUCAAGCGGAUGGCCGCCAUUGAGGAUAACUUCUACACCAUCUGGAAGGACAUGUCCCUGGGAGUGUACGGCGACGCCAAGAGUCUGGCGGUGUGGGACUACCCGCUCGGGGACAAGUACGUCAACAUCUGGAAGAGCAUCAACGCCACCGGCUUCAUGAACAGCACCGAGGACGCCAUGGUUAGACUUGCUCAAGGCAAUUUCGCGUAUUUCACGGAUUCGCCCGUGGUGAAGUAUCUGACCUCCAGAGACUGUGACCUCACCGCUGUGGGCGAUGUGUUCAGUAUAAGACCGUAUGCGUUCGCCUUGAAGAAUAAAUCUACGUGGACUAAGAAAAUUUCCGCAGCGAUACUGAAACUUCAAAAGGAGAGGAUUUUAGAAGAGCUGAAGAUGAAAUGGUGGACGAAGGGGGCGGUUAAGUGUUCGGACAGUGUCUCUGACCGGGGCCUGGAUCUCAAGUCGCUGGCCGGGAGUUUCAUUGUGGUCGCCGUCGGGAUCUCGUCUGGCCUUUUGAUGCUCGUUCUAGAGUUUAUAUGGAACACUUUUCGACGAGGUAAGCCCUGCUCCACCCUACAAGUUUCGGUUGAAAAGGAAGGAACAACGGCAAGUUUAAAAACGGAGAGUUUCAGAGAACAAUCUACAAACGACAGGACAGAUUACGUCAUUAAUAAUAAAGACCAAUCAAAGACACAGUACACCGUAUAUGGGGACGAAGUAGAUACCUUGUAUUGAUUGGCCAAUGGUUUUACCAUGUGACCAAUGGGUGGAGUCACUUUUUUUGUGUAAUAUUUCCAAAACAAUGCAUAAUUUCAUAACUGUUGUGAACGCUUGCUAAAAGCAUGGUAUGCCUUGAACUUUUUUGUGUAAAGAUGCAAUUUUGUCGCAAAUGCAAAGUAGCUAUAGUUCUCUACUAAUUGAACCAUAUUUGUGCCAAAUUAUCGUGGUUGAGAAAUAUUGCAGUUUUUUUACUGGCACUUAUGUUGUAAGACCUAAAAACGUGGGUUUCCGGAAAUCUGAACCUACAUAGAAAAAAAGGGCUGACCUUACUUUUAUUUGAUGUACAUUUUUAUUCGUUUAAAAAACAAAAUAAAGAAAUAAAAUGUAGAUGAAAAGAGUACGUCCAGAGGUCGAAAUUCCUGGCAUAUAUUCCGUUCGGUAAGCUACACAUUCUACCGGUCCGAAUAAAAACCUACCAGACCAAAUUAGAUCACAAAUAUAAAUAAAGAUCACAAAUAUUCAUAGCCGGUCUGUCGGGAUGGCAGGCAAACAUAUCUGACGGUUCGUGGUAAUGCUGACCGGCAAAAACCGCUCGGGAUGGCAGUAUUUCGAUCCCUGACCUACAUACAAUUUUAUUGUGACCCGUAGGGGUGAAUGUAGUAAACAAAAGCCCACCUACCCCUACUUCAUCUUUUCUGGCACGUUCCCUGAAACACACAAUUGUUUAGACGUGCUAUCCCGAGCUUGUGAUAUUAACAGACUAUAAACCUUAAUAUGUUUAUUUCACAGUAGUUGGCCCACAAAAUGAUCCAUGGGAAUAGUGCCUGAAUUAAUAUUUAACGCCCCCACCCCUGCAACAAAAUAAAGAAGAAGCAAUUUGUGAUCUGAAUGAUAUAUUUUUAAAUUGAAAUUGCAAUAAAAUACAUGUCCGUUCUUGUUCUAUUUUGGGAGUAGUUUGGCACAGGCAUGUUUGUGAUAUAUUAUUGAUAUGGUUAAAUUAUGGUUAAAUGUUUAGUUUUAAUGACACCAUGAAUUGUACAUGUUGUUAAAAAAAUUGGUUUAAUUCUUAAGCAAAUAACAAUGCAGGAACAUCAUAAACAUAUGACACAGUGUUACAAUAUUUCUCAUGUGGAUUGGUUGCCUUCGAAGGUAUUAAAUAAAACAUAUCAUAUUUAAUUUUCACAAAGGUGCUUCCUUCAUAACUGAUUUUGUAAAUCACUAGCGGAAAUUCAUCAGAUAAAAAUACAGUGUGUAUAUAUUUUGAAAACAUUAAGGCGUUUUAAAUAAUCUUAACAAAUCGUUGUAGUGCCAUAUUUAAUGACAUUCAACCAUUGAUCAGGUUUUUAAUAAUGUUGAAAAUACCAAAGA
This is a messenger RNA of Gigantopelta aegis, 4720 nucleotides long. Its product is annotated as ionotropic receptor 25a-like. The transcript is spliced from 10 exons. Gene Ontology annotation, cellular component: plasma membrane; postsynaptic membrane. The coding region runs from base 1439 to 3367 and encodes 642 amino acids. Lineage: Eukaryota; Metazoa; Mollusca; Gastropoda; Neomphalida; Peltospiridae. The record is from RefSeq and is a predicted model, not a curated record. Gene Ontology annotation, biological process: synaptic transmission, glutamatergic; modulation of chemical synaptic transmission; monoatomic ion transport. Gene Ontology annotation, molecular function: glutamate-gated receptor activity; transmitter-gated monoatomic ion channel activity involved in regulation of postsynaptic membrane potential.